AUCUCGCCAUGACACAGUGGCACUCAGAGUUUCUCUCCCACACUCCUUCAUCCAUUGAAACAGACGACUCUUGGAGAAAUCAUGAGUGCAGUUCUACACUUUGAUUGCUUCUUCGAAACAGAGAAAGAUUGAUUUUUAAAGCAGUAAUUUAAAGUGAAGCUAGGAAAAAAAAAUGGAGUUUUUGUCUCUGUUCUUGCUGGCUUUCAUGCCAGUGCUUCAGGUGUUGCUGGUAGGCCUGGUCGGUGCGUUCCUCGCCUCCGGUUGCCUUAACAUCCUUUCCUCUAGUGCCCGCAACGACAUCAACAAGAUUGCGUUCGUUGUGUUCGUUCCAUCCCUUGUGUUUGCGAGCCUAGCAAAGACGGUCACUGCAAGGGACCUCGUUUCUUGGUGGUUCAUGCCCAUCAACGUUGGGCUCACAUUCUUGAUCGGCGGAGUCCUCGGCUGGGUUGCCGUCAAGAUCCUGAAGCCACAGCGCCACCUGGAGGCCCUCGUCAUCGCCUGUUGCUCUGCAGGUAACUUGGGCACCAUGCCGCUGAUCAUCAUCCCGGCAAUCUGCGACCAAGAUGGCAACCCGUUCGGGGACUCCGAAGUCUGCCAUGUCCGGGGAAUCGCCUACGUUUCCUUUUCAAUGGCGCUCGGAAACUUGUUCAUAUGGACGCAUACUUACAAUCUGAUUAAAAGUUCAUCAAAGUCGGAAAACAACCAAGAACGCGAGGCCUUACUGCUCCUGCCAUCUUCCAGCACUGACUCAAUCAGAAGCAAAUGGAAGGAAACUGCUUAUGCCCUGAUUAAGGAGCUGUUAGCGCCACCGACAACCGCCUCGAUACUCGGCUUCAUUGUCGGCUCGGUGCCAUGGUUGAAGGCACUAUUUGUAGGAGACAAAGCCCCAGCGAAAGUGGUUCAAGACUCCGUGACUUUACUAGGGGAAGGCGCCGUGCCGUGCACAAUCAUCAUUCUCGGAAGCAAUCUAACACAAGGACUGCGCAAGUGUGCGGUGAAGCCAGCGGUGAUUGCAGCGAUCAUCUGCGUGCGUUACGUGAUGCUUCCUCUGUUUGGCAUUGCCGUGGUGAAGGCUGCAGAGCACCAGGGUUUCCUGCCACAAUCUCCACUGUAUCAGUACGUGUUGCUCAUACAGUUUACAUUGCCACCGGCCAUGAGCAUCGGGACAAUGGCGCAGUUAUUUGACCAGUGUAAAGAGGAGUGCUCAGUGAUCUUCCUGUGGACUUAUCUGGCUGCUGCUUUGUCGAUGACUGUUUGGUCCAUGGUGUUCAUGUCAAUGGUGUCGUAGAAUUGCACAGUGUGGAUUGUUUGUUUGUGAUGAUUCCUAGUCUCCUCCAUUUGAUAAACGUGAUUCGACAAGGGGAUGUGAAUUCAUACACAUGUAUCUCAAUAGCCUUGAUUUUUUUUUUAAAAAAAAAUGUGUUGGAUAUAAAUUGAUAUGGAUUGAUGUACUUGGUUAAAAACAAUAUAAGAUGAGACUUAAUUUGGAGCAAAUUUGGAGAACUUGGCUCAUCCAAACUCCAAAAGGUUGAAGAUCUGACACAACAACAAAUGAUCUUAAUCCAAAUAGCUUGUGGCUUUCAGAAUAAA
Messenger RNA from Zingiber officinale, 1590 nucleotides. Its product is annotated as protein PIN-LIKES 7-like. Bases 173 to 1288 code for a protein of 371 amino acids. The transcript is spliced from 8 exons. The record is from RefSeq and is a predicted model, not a curated record. Lineage: Eukaryota; Viridiplantae; Streptophyta; Magnoliopsida; Zingiberales; Zingiberaceae. Gene Ontology annotation, biological process: endoplasmic reticulum to cytosol auxin transport. Gene Ontology annotation, cellular component: membrane.